AACAACUAGUAGUACUCUACCAUGCGGCAGCUGCUCCAGCUUUGCCUUUCUUUGCCUUUGCCAUUGCCAUCGCCAUCGCCAUCGCCAUCGCCAUCCAUGGCUCAGCUGGAGGAGGGAGAGCUCUAGCUGCCUGGUGGAGCAGCAUCAUCUCCCCCUACCACAACCUGCUGUGCUGCCACCACCACCACUACCGCCAUGGCUUCUUGGCCCUAGCAGAGAGUUAUAAAUCUACCGCCUCCGCCGCCGCCGCCGCCGCUGCUCCUGCUGCCGCAUUCAAUGGCGACUGGGUGUCAGUACUCCCAUGCCCUGCGGAUGUGAGAUGAGGAAUCGGGGAUCGUUCAGUCUCGCUGAGUACUGACUGCCCUGCUGAAUAUUUGGGGGUGGAGAGUCUUUGGUCUUCACCAUCCUGUUAAAUACCGCACUUGAUUGUUUCAGAUAAACUGCUUAGUUCAUGUCAUCUAAAUCGCUGUUGCAAAGUAUGCCUGGUCAAGCGGCAAAGCCGAAGGACACUGGGGAAGAUGAAAGGCAGGGAGGUAAUUCUGAGAUAGUUUCAGAGGAGCGAACGCCAUCUGACAAGCAGCAAGGUUCUCCUGUGUCUAUGCUGGACAAGGAGCUUUCGGGCAUAUCUUCAGAGUCUGGGACCCUGGAUGAUUCAUUAGUCGUGGAGGAAGAUUCUGGUGAGUUAAAGGAGAUCCAAAACUUGGAUUGUAAUGGGAAUCAGGAAAAGAAGACGUCACAAAAGAGUAGUACAAGCGACAGCUUCGCUUCUGCUAAAGUGAGUGAUGGGACAAAUAGUUUGAGGAAGACCAGUGGUAGUGCUAAGACAAGUGACAGAGCUAAUUUCACUGAGAGCGGGAAGAGCAGCAUGUGCCGCGCGAGCACGAGCAGCGACAUAAGUGAUGAGAGCUCGCGCAGCAGUAUGAGCAGCGCCACUACAAAGCCGCACAAAGGGAAUGAUUCAAGGUGGGAAGCAAUCCAAACGGUCAAAACCAAGGAUGGUAUUCUUGGUUUGAACCAUUUUAGACUGCUUAAGAAGUUAGGCUCAGGAGAUAUUGGCAGCGUGUAUCUCUCAGAAUUGAGUGGUACUAGGAGUUACUUUGCAAUGAAGGUCAUGGAUAAGGCAUCUUUGGCAAGUCGGAAGAAGCUUCUUCGAUCACAGACUGAGCUUGAGAUACUGCAGUCCCUUGAUCAUCCAUUUCUACCAACCCUAUAUACUCACUUCGAGACGGAUAAAUUUUCAUGUCUGGUCAUGGAAUUCUGCCCUGGAGGGGACCUUCACACUCUUCGACAAAGGCAGCCUGGAAAACAUUUUUCAGAGCAAGCAGCAAAGUUCUAUGUGGCAGAGGUUCUCCUAGCUUUGGAGUACCUGCAUAUGCUUGGUAUCAUAUAUCGUGAUCUGAAGCCAGAAAAUGUCCUAGUUCGGGAGGAUGGCCACAUCAUGCUGUCUGAUUUCGACCUCUCUCUGCGCUGUUCAGUGAGCCCAACUGUUGUCAAGUCUGCAAAUCCUACCUUAGAUGCAUUGCAGAGGAAUAAUGCAGCAUACUGUGUUCAGCCUGCUUGCAUAGAGCCAUCGUGCAUUCAGCCAUCAUGCGUUGCUCCAACCACGUGCUUUGGACCUAGGUUCUUCAAGUCUAAGUCCAAAUCAAAGUCAAAGAAGGAGAAACCGAAGCUGGAUGCUCCAAACCAAGCUACCCUUUUCCCUGAGCUCAUCGCUGAACCAACUGAUGCUCGGUCCAUGUCAUUUGUCGGCACCCAUGAGUACUUGGCCCCAGAAAUUAUAAAAGGGGAGGGCCAUGGGAGUGCAGUGGAUUGGUGGACCUUCGGCAUAUUCUUGUAUGAGCUAUUGUUUGGCAAGACCCCUUUCAAGGGUUCAGGCAAUCGAGCUACGCUCUUCAAUGUCGUUGGCCAGCCCUUGCGGUUCCCAGAGUCCCCGAUAGUGAGCUUCUCGGCGAGGGACAUGAUAAGGGGACUACUGGUCAAGGACCCUCAGCACCGACUCGGUUACAAGCGUGGGGCUACAGAGAUAAAGCAGCAUCCAUUCUUUGAGGGUGUCAACUGGGCACUAAUAAGAUGCGCGAGCCCUCCAGACAUACCAAAGCCAGUUGAGCUCGAUUGUCGCCCAAAGCAGGUGCCAUCAGCAAAUGGGAAGGUUGCACCAGCUUCCAACCAGAAGGGCUCAGACAACUAUCUAGAGUUUGAAUUUUUCUAGGUUUCUUCUUUUGUGGUUUCUGAAUCCAAAAACAGUGCAUUUGAGCUGAUGCGUGAAACAAAGAGAACAUGUAGAGCUCCUCCAGGCAUAUGCCUGGUAACGGGGAACUCUUCAGUUGUAGAUUUGUAAGCUCAUUUCUGGAACCCCGAGUUAUUUUCCAUUGAACUGCUUAACUCUAGUCCAUACUGUCUCUCUAUCGGUGCUGCAAUUUUCAAAGCCACCAGUGCUCUACUUGAA
Oryza brachyantha (malo sina) is the source of this 2446-nucleotide messenger RNA. Its product is annotated as serine/threonine-protein kinase D6PK-like. The coding region runs from base 452 to 2209 and encodes 585 amino acids. The transcript is spliced from 4 exons. NCBI's taxonomy places the organism in Eukaryota, Viridiplantae, Streptophyta, Magnoliopsida, Poales, Poaceae. Gene Ontology annotation, molecular function: ATP binding; protein serine/threonine kinase activity. Gene Ontology annotation, biological process: protein phosphorylation. The record is from RefSeq and is a predicted model, not a curated record. Gene Ontology annotation, cellular component: cytoplasm; nucleus; plasma membrane.